UGAUUUCUCCUUUUCUUGAAAGGUUUUUAAGUUCAACACCAGAGGAUUCACCGUCUCGGAUACCAUUGUUACAGUUGCUAGGGGAAAUGUACAUGAAGCAGCCACGGAUAGGAUAUCAUUUACUGUAUUUUCUUAAAGUUGGGAAACUUAACGAUGAAAAAAUGUCAACGUACAAAGAUUUUGUGAAAAGUUUAGAUGGUUACUCUCUGGAAUCGUGUUUAAUGGCCGACAUGAAAAUCUGUCAAGAAGAUGAUGUACGGUUGUUUACAUUUCUCAUGCCGGACAUUUACACACAUUUUCCAAACACGUGUAUGGGCAGCGCGGAGCUGCUACAACUGAUAGUUUCAUCCAUUGACGGAUCUCAGUUACAAGACCUCAUCUGUCAGAUACUUCAGGGAAAUCUCGUCAUGUUUAGAAAGGAGUCGUUUCUGUCAGUUCUGAAUGCCAGCUUGGAAUGGGAGACUUUAGAACAGUACUUCCUAUGGCAGCUCAUCACAGCUCACAAUAUACCCGUAGAACACAUAAUGGCCUAUCCCUACCCAAACUUGACUUCAAACCCCUCAUCUGAUCUCUUGCGACCGAUUCUGUGUAGAGAAUGUAAAAGAAAUGACUUUUUUACUGUUUCAAUUCUGAACUACUGGGCUCAGGAAUUCGAGGACAAAUUAGCGGAAUUGAUCUAUUCUCAGUUUUCAAAAGUGAACGGAGGACACCGAGCAAGAAGCGCCAUAGUGUUAAAUCAUGAAAGCAUUCAGGACAGGCAUUACAACAAAUUCAGCAGACGGCGAGCCGAGUCACAGAAGACAAA
Ruditapes philippinarum (Manila clam) is the source of this 805-nucleotide messenger RNA. RefSeq names its product integrator complex subunit 3-like. Gene Ontology annotation, cellular component: cytoplasm. The transcript has 6 exons. The annotation marks the transcript as partial. The record is from RefSeq and is a predicted model, not a curated record. NCBI's taxonomy places the organism in Eukaryota, Metazoa, Mollusca, Bivalvia, Venerida, Veneridae.